Messenger RNA from Macrobrachium nipponense, 12553 nucleotides. RefSeq names its product dynein axonemal heavy chain 5-like. The transcript has 69 exons. Gene Ontology annotation, biological process: microtubule-based movement. The record is from RefSeq and is a predicted model, not a curated record. Gene Ontology annotation, molecular function: dynein light intermediate chain binding; minus-end-directed microtubule motor activity; dynein intermediate chain binding. Lineage: Eukaryota; Metazoa; Arthropoda; Malacostraca; Decapoda; Palaemonidae. The coding region runs from base 20 to 11698 and encodes 3892 amino acids. Gene Ontology annotation, cellular component: axonemal dynein complex.
UGACAUAUUCCAUCACAGAAUGGAAGGUGUCUUAGCAGCCAUGAUAGGAGUUCGCCUUUACAUGCUGCCAGAUGGUUCUCCAUGGACUUUGGAACUCUUUGUCCACAACAAUUGGCAGGCUUGCUGUCAGGCUGCCCAGGAACUCAAUAGCCGGAGCCGUGUUGUCGAGGAUGCUGUACUCGAAUUGAUCGAGCUGGUCCUAGCAGGGGUUGAAGGAGGUCAGCCGGGUCAGGGCGUUCUUGAUUUCCUGACCCUGGAUGACCUAGAUGACGGAGGAGACCUCGACGACUCACGUUCGGUCUCGUCGGGGGGCGGUUCGUCCAGGCGAAGCCCUGUCCCACCAGGAGAAGGAGGCCCUUUUUCGACCAUGCUAGAUCUCCCUGCGAAACCUCUGACACCUCAAGAAAAAGCCGUCAAAAAGAAGAGAGAAAUGCGGGAUAAGGUCGAGUCUGCUGCGAGGGACUUACGUAAAACUUAUCACCGUCGAGUUCUAGAUGUCUUGAUUAAAUCUGUCCGCUGUGCUCUAGACUCCAUUCGCAAGCACACCUCAAUUGUUGUGAAUAGACAGAAAGGCGAAUCCAGUAGGCAGCCCCGUAUCCAACUGAACGAAGAGGAGGUUGGAGUCCCCCUUAUGGAACUAUACGCCUCCCUUGUGUCUCCCGGGGUCCAGGUCACUCCUACCCUGGAUGCCGUCCAGGAGGCACUCAACAAAGUUUCGAAAAUCAUACUGUCGACAGCCAAGGGAGUUUCCCAGUGGGUGCGAUGCAGCAAAGAAGAGGGUGGCGAGAGUCAGGAUGAUACCGAGGGUCCUUCCGAGCGACGAAGGACUUGGAAGACCCGGGAGGAGGUGCUGGAGGUGCCCUCCAUGAGGAAGAAUUACUACAAGAAUGUGUACGAAAGCAAGGACGUGUCGAAGGUCAUGAGCCAAAUGCCCAAUUCCUUCCAGUCCACCAGGGGUGAAAUCCAUAACACUUUUGGUGCCUGGGAAAAAUACCACCACCUCUGGAGACUCGAUAAGGAAACGGCGAUCAAGGAGUUUAUCAGCAGCGGGCCAACGCUUCAGGAUUACGAUAAACUCCUCAAGGGUUACGUCGAGCUGGACAAGAAGAUAAGGGCUGAACCGGGACGAUACCGCGUCGGGGCAUUCUUGGUUAAUACAGAUAACCUGAAGAAGGCUCUGGCCGCUGAGGCAAAACUCUGGGUGGAGAAGUACGGGGAGGCUCUGAAGACCACCCACAUGAAGGAGAUGGAACGGCUCUUCGCCCAGAUCAACGAACUCUCCCGUCGUCUCGAACGACCCCUGAAGGACCUGGACGACAUCAAAUGCGCCAUUGAUAUCCUUCGGAAGACUAGGGACCUGGAGCUAGACAUGGACGAUGCCAUAGAUCCGAUAGAGGAAUCCUUUGGUCUACUGGUUAAGUACGAGUUUGGUCUGACGCAGGAAGAGGCUGAACGAGUGGACAGCCUCCGAUCCACCUGGACUAAAGUUCUUGGCCAAGCGGUUGAGGUACAGAACAUGUUGUCUCGAGUCCAACCUUACUUCAGGAAUGAGCUUAUCCACAAUGUUGCCCAGUUCAAGAAAGACUGCAACAAGUUCGUCCACGAUUAUAGGACGCAAGGGCCAAUGGUACCUGGUUUGGCACCUCAGGACGCUUCUGAUAGACUCAUUAUCUCACAGAAUCGGUUUGACACUCUGUGGAGGAAGCACUCCAGCUACUCCGUUGGAGAGGAGCUCUUCCGACUCCCGCGCUCCGAAUUCCCGGAGCUGGGACAGAUACGCAAAGAGCUUAACUUACUCCAGAAGCUCUACAAGCUUUACAAUGAUGUUAUCGAUCGAGUGGCGUCGUACUAUGACAUCCCGUGGGGCGAAGUCAACAUAGAGGAGAUCAACAACGAACUCAUGGAAUUCCAAAAUAGAUGUCGAAAACUCCCCAAGGGUCUGAAGGAGUGGCCAGCGUUCAACACCCUCAAGAAGACCAUUGAUGAUUUCAACGACAUGUGUCCCUUGCUGGAGCUCAUGUCUAAUAAAGCCAUGAAACCCAGACAUUGGCAGCGAAUAGCCGAAGUCAUCAACCGUCCUUUGGAGGUAGACAGUCCGAACUUCUGUCUGAAAAAUAUCAUGGACACUCCUCUGCUCCAGUACAAGGAGGACAUAGAGGAUAUCUGCAUAUCAGCUGUCAAAGAAAAAGAUAUUGAGGCAAAGCUACGAAUCGUAACGAAUGAAUGGGCUAGUCACGACUUGACCUUCUCCACCUUCAAGAACAGAGGGGAAUUGCUUCUUAGAGGAGAUACCACUGCAGAAGUCAUUGCACAGCUGGAAGACUCACUGAUGGUUUUGGGUUCACUCCUUUCAAACAGAUACAAUGCUCCGUUCCGCAAACAAAUCCAGAAAUGGGUCAGUGAUCUUUCCAACACCAACGAAAUUCUAGAACGGUGGCUCUUCGUCCAGAAUCUUUGGGUUUAUCUGGAAGCUGUGUUCGUUGGAGGUGACAUCGCCAAGCAACUUCCAAAGGAGGCAAAGAGGUUCUACGUCAUAGACAAAAACUGGCAGAAAAUAAUGGCAAGAGCCCACGAUAACCCAAAUGUUGUGACUUGCUGUGUUGGAGACGAUAUGCUCAAGCAGUUAUUACCUUACUUACAAGAUCAGCUGGAAGUCUGUCAGAAAAGUCUCACUGGAUACUUGGAGAAGAAGCGGUUGAUGUUCCCGCGUUUCUUCUUCGUGUCCGAUCCAGCUCUGCUUGAAAUCCUGGGGCAGGCCUCAGAUUCUCACACAAUCCAAGCACAUCUGAUGUCCAUCUUUGACAACACGAAGAAUGUGCGUUUCCACGAACAGGAUUACGACCGCAUUACGGCCAUCUCUUCAUCUGAGGGAGAAAUUGUGCAGCUCGAGAAGCCAACGAGAGCUGAAGGCAGCGUCGAGGUCUGGCUGAACAAGCUGUUGCUCAUGUGCCAGCAGUCUGUCCACGGCAUCAUAAGACAAGCACAUCACGUCAUCCAGGAUCCUGACCUGAAUGUUCUUCGCUUCUUAGAACAGUUUCCUGCACAGGUGGGUAUCUUAGGACUGCAAAUGAUCUGGACCCGUGAUUCAGAAAUGGCUCUCCAACAAGCCAGAGCAGACAGAAGAGUGAUGCCCGACAUGAAUAACCGAUUCCUGGAUCUGCUGAAUUUACUCAUCAACCAAACGACAAGGGAUCUAGAGCCUGUUCAGCGCACGAAAUACGAGACCCUCAUCACCAUUCAUAUCCAUCAGAGGGACAUUUUUGAUAGCCUGUGUCGUAACAACGUUCGGUCUGCGAUGGACUUUGACUGGCUUCGUCAGAUCAGAAUUUACUUCAGGGAAGACAUCGACAAGACAAACAUCGUCCUCACUGACGUCACCUUCCAGUAUCAGAAUGAAUUUGUGGGCUGCACGGAGCGUCUGGUGAUCACCCCGCUUACUGACAGGUGUUACAUUACGCUUGCGCAGGCCCUAGCCAUGAGCAUGGGGGCUUGCCCCACGGGUCCUGCAGGAACGGGGAAAACGGAGACGACGAAGGACAUGGGGAAGACCCUCGGGAAAUAUGUCGUUGUCUUCAACUGCUCCGACCAGAUGGAUUACAGGGGGCUCGGGAGGAUCUUCAAAGGCCUUGCUCAGUCAGGAUCAUGGGGUUGCUUCGACGAGUUCAACCGGAUCGAGCUUCCGGUGCUGUCGGUGGCGGCUCAGCAGAUCGCCGUCGUACACCACUGCAAGAAGGAACGUAGGAAGACCUUCAACUUUACCGACGGCGACGUCGUCAACAUGAACACCGAGUUCGGAAUCUUCCUCACCAUGAACCUGGGCUACCACGGCCGUCAAGAACUCCCCGAAAAUUUGAAGAUCCAGUUCCGGAACGUCGCCAUGAUGGUUCCAGACAGACAGAUCAUCAUUCGAGUCAAACUCGCCUCUUGUGGCUUCCUGGAAAACAUCACGCUAGCUCGCAAGUUCUUCACGCUUUACAAGUUGUGCGAGGAACAACUCACAAAACAGGUACACUACGAUUUUGGACUACGCAACAUCCUGUCGGUCCUUCGCACAUUAGGAGCAGCCAAGCGAGCUAAUCCGAAGGACUCGGAAUCAACUAUUGUUAUGAGGGUCUUGAGGGACAUGAACCUCUCAAAACUUGUAGACCAGGACGAGCCGCUGUUCAUGUCGCUGAUUGACGACCUCUUCCCAAACAUGCCGCAAGAGAAGGGUUAUUACAGUCACCUCACCACCAACAUCUCCGAGGUCGUCGCCGAGAUGGGGCUGUUGAACCAUCCACCUUGGCAGCUGAAACUUGUCCAGCUUUACGAGACUCAGAGGGUGAGACACGGCAUGAUGACGCUGGGACCCAGCGGCGCAGGAAAGACAACCUGUAUCCACGUCCUCAUGAAGGCUCUUACCAAGAUGGGGCAGCCCCACAGGGAGAUGCGAAUGAACCCGAAGGCCAUCACCUCUGCCCAGAUGUUCGGGAGGUUGGACGUCGCCACCAACGAUUGGACAGACGGUAUCUUCUCCACCCUGUGGAGGAAGACUCUCAAAGCCAAGAAAGGCGAGCACAUAUGGCUGGUCCUGGACGGUCCGGUGGACGCCAUCUGGAUAGAAAAUCUGAACUCCGUCUUGGAUGACAACAAAACGUUGACCUUGGCUAAUGGGGACAGGAUCCCAAUGUCUCCAGCUUGCAAAGUCAUCUUUGAGCCGUCGAACAUCGACAAUGCCUCUCCUGCUACCGUAUCGCGAAAUGGAAUGGUCUACAUGAGCUCGUCCGGUCUGGACUGGCAGCCGCUCCUGCAGUCGUGGUUGAGAACUCGGCCGAGCUACGAGCAGCCUGUCAUGAGCGAGCUCUUCAGCAACCACUUCCUAUCGCUUUUCACCUGGGUGAAGCAAAACCUCCAGCUGUGCUUGCCUAUACUGCAAGUGAACGUCAUCACUCAGGCCCUUAAGCUUCUCGAAGGCCAGCUGCCGGAUGCUGAGGAGGGCGGAGACGAGAAUAUCCCGCAACGGCGUCACCGUCGCACGUCCGCUUGGGGAGGCGGCGAAGGGGGCGGCGCCCAGACCCCCUCUGAUACGUACAACACCCUCACGCCCACAGAGACGCCCCGUUCUCUGACGGAGGAAGAUGACGCCACGCCGGCUACGCGUUUACUCGAGGGACUACUUCCCGAAGAGCAGCAACCGCAGCACACCCACAGCCGCAAUCGAGAGCCCGAUCCUGACGCGGAGGAGGUACCUAGCCAGCAAGCUCCUGUCACGGAGCACAUUCAGCGACUCUUCGUGUUCGCCAUGCUAUGGAGCCUAGGAGCGUUCUUGGAGCUCGCCGAGAGAGCCAAGUUGGAGGAGUACAUUCGCACCGAGCACUCCAAGCUCGAUCUUCCGUCGAAGAAUUCAAGCGAAACCUCGUCCAUGUUCGAUUUCAGGAUUGACGAAAACGGUUAUUGGCAACACUGGUCCGCGAGAGUGGCUGAGUUUGUCUAUCCAGAUUCUGGCACCCCUGAUUACACAUCCAUUUUGGUCCCUAAUGUGGAUAACGUCAGAAUGGAUUUUCUCAUCCACGUCGUCUCAAAGCAAGGAAAGGCUGUUCUUAUCAUCGGGGAACCGGGAUCUGCCAAAACAGUCACCAUCAACGCUUACAUGAAGAAGUACAACGCCGAGGAGCACCUGUGUCGCAAUUUCAAUUUCUCUUCGGCCUCUACCCCUCUCUACUUCCAGAGAACGAUGGAGGGUUAUGUUGACAAGCGUAUGGGCAGCACCUUUGGGCCUCCAGCUGGUAAAAGAAUGACCGUAUUCAUAGAUGACCUCAACAUGCCCCAUAUAAAUGACUGGGGUGACCAGCCAACGAACGAAAUACUACGACAGACGAUGGAAAUGGGUGGAUUCUACAGCUUAGAGAAACCGGGUGAUUUCACACACAUCGUUGAUAUCCAGUUUUUGGCGGCCAUGGGCCAUCCAGGUGGAGGUCGUAAUGACAUCCCCUCCCGCCUCAAGAGACACUUCUGCAUCUUCAACUCGACCAUUCCGUCUGAACAUUCCAUCAAUAAGAUCUUCGGGGUCAUCGCCAGAGGUCACUUCAGUACAAAGAGAGGCUUCACGACGGAGGUUCGCGAUAUGAUCGAGAAGCUUGUGCCUCUGACCAGAAAACUCUGGGCUCAUACGAAGAGCAGCCUGCUCCCAACUCCAGCCAAAUUCCAUUACGUAUUUAACUUGCGCGAUUUGUCACGCAUCUGGCAAGGAAUGCUUGGUGCCGCCUCCAAUGUAGUGACGUCGGCGAACACUCUCCUGGCUCUGUGGAAACACGAGUUUUGCCGAGUCAUAGCUGACAGAUUUACGUCGCCCAAAGAUAUCAAAUGGUUUGAGGAUGUUUUGAUCAAUGAGGCGCAGACUGAGCUCGGAGCCGCGCAGACGAAGCAUAUUCUUAAGAACCACUUUUUCGUCGAUUUCCUCAGGGAUGCUCCAGAACCGACGGGCGACGAAGGGGAGGACCUCGACAUGGAAAUGCCCAAAGUGUACGAACCGAUCGCGUCCUUCCAAAACCUGGAGGAGAGGCUGCAGAUGUUCCUCUCCCAGUAUAACGAAAUGGUGCGAGGCGCCGGGAUGGAUCUGGUGUUCUUCCAGGAUGCUAUGAUCCAUUUGAUUAGGAUUUCACGGAUUAUCCGCAACCCCGGUGGGAAUGCUCUGCUAGUAGGCGUUGGAGGAUCAGGCAAGCAGUCCUUGACAAAACUGGCUUCCUUUAUUGCUGGGUACAAAACAUUCCAGAUCACCCUAACAAGGUCCUACAACACCGCAAACCUUCUGGAGGACCUGAAAGUCUUGUAUCGUACCUGUGGUAUACAAGGAAAGGGUACAACGUUCAUAUUCACAGAUCAAGAAGUUAAGGAAGAAGGGUUCCUUGAGUAUUUGAAUAAUGUCUUAUCUUCCGGUAUGGUCAGCAACUUGUUCAACAGAGACGAGCAGGGAGAAAUCAUAAGUGAGUUGAUUCCAGUCAUGAAGAGAGAGCACCCAAGACGACCUCCAACACCCGAAAACGUGAUGGAUUUCUUCCUCACAAGGACGCGUCAGAACCUCCACGUUGUUCUAUGCUUCUCUCCAAUUGGUGAGAAAUUCCGAAAUCGAGCAAUGAAGUUCCCCGGUCUAAUCAGCGGUUGUACCAUCGACUGGUUCCAACCGUGGCCGAAAGAGGCGUUGGUAGCGGUUGCCCACCACUUCUUGGAGAGCUUCGAAAUCAUUAGCACUAAGGAGGCCAAAUUGGGUCUAGUCAGAUGCAUGGGUGCUAUACACGACCAUGUAGCACAACUCUGCGCCGAUUACUUCCAAAGGUACCGUCGUUCAGCACACGUCACUCCCAAGUCUUUCCUCUCCUUCAUCAGCAUUUACAAGAAAGUGUACAGUGAGAAGAAAGAAGACAUCGGAGAGUCUGCCACCCGCAUGACGUCAGGUCUCGACAAACUGCAGGAGGCAUCCCGGGAGGUGGAGCGCCUCAGGGAGGAGUUGUUUGUCAUGGAGGAGGAGUUGGCUGUGGCAUCAGAAAAGGCUGAUAAGAUUCUGGUAGAAGUUACCCGCAGUGCAGAAGAGGCAGAAACUAUUAAGGAAGAAGUUGAAAAAGUGCGCGACAAAGCUCAGGCCCUCGUGGAUGACAUUGCUAAAGACAAGAUGCUAGCUGAGGAGAAGCUGGAAGCUGCUCGUCCUGCUCUAGAAGAGGCCGAGGAAGCUCUCAACACCAUAAAACCAGCUCAUAUUGCAACCAUUCGGAAGCUGGGUCGACCACCACAUCUUAUCAUGAGGAUCAUGGACUGCGUUUUAUUACUCUUUCAACGUCGCCUCCAGCCUGUGAAGCCCGAUGGCGUAUUACCCUGUCCAAAACCAUCCUGGCCAGAUAGUCUUAAGAUGAUGGCAAGCACCACAUUUCUGCUUUCUCUGCAGAACUUUCCUAAGGAUACGAUCAAUGAUGAAGUUGUGGAACUCCUUGAACCAUAUUUUGAUAUGGAAGAUUAUGACAUGGACACUGCUAAGAGGGUGUGCGGUGACGUGGCUGGUCUUCUGUCGUGGACCCGCGCUAUGGCCUUCUUUUUCGGUGUCAACAAGGAGGUUUUACCUCUAAAGUCCAACUUAGCUCUGCAAGAAGCUCGCCUGAGGGUUGCUAUGGGUGAUCUAGAAAGAGCACAGGCGGAGUUGGAUGACAAGCAACGUCAGUUGGACAUCGUCCGAGGUCAGUAUCAAGCAGCUUUAGCUGAAAAGCAGAAGCUCAUUGAUGCAGCUAAUAUCUGCAGGCGGAAAAUGCAGGCUGCAGCCACUCUCAUCAACGGCCUUGCUGGAGAGAAGGUCCGAUGGACUCAGCAAAGUAAAGCCUUUCGUCAGCAACUGGGUCGACUUGUAGGAGACGUCCUGACGACAACAGCCUUCCUGUCAUACGCCGGACCUUUCAAUCAAGAGUACAGGACUAGAAUGACGGAUUCGUGGACGUCAUUCCUCAAUAAUCACAAAAUUCCGUACACACUUGAAUUGGAUAUAACGACGUGGCUCGUGGACAACGCCACAGUUUCUGAAUGGAAUCUCCAGGGUCUUCCCAACGAUGAGCUGAGUAUCCAGAAUGGCCUCAUCGUCACCAAAGCGUCCUGUUACCCUCUUCUGAUUGACCCGCAAGGACAAGGAAAGAUCUGGAUCAAGAACAGGGAAUCACAAAAUGAGCUUCAGAUAACCUCCCUCAACCACAAAUAUUUCCGAACUCAUCUCGAAGAUUCCCUGUCUCUGGGACGUCCGAUGUUGAUCGAGGAUGUUGAGGAGGAACUGGACCCAGUCCUCGAUAACUUACUUGAUAGGAACUUCAUUAAGUCUGGAUCGAUUCUGAAGGUACUCGUUGGAGAUAAGGAAUGUGAUAUCAUGCCUGGUUUUAUGUUGUACAUAACUACGAAACUCCCAAACCCUGCUUAUACACCUGAAGUUUCUGCCAAAACAGCCAUCAUAGACUUUACAGUGACGGUUCACGGUCUGGAAGAUCAACUACUAGGUCGUGUAAUCCGAACUGAGAAGAGUGAGCUGGAACAAGAACGUGUGGCCCUCAUCGAAGAGGUAAUGGAGAACAAGAGACGAAUGAAGGAACUGGAAGAUAACCUCCUAUUCCGUCUAACGUCUGUUCAGGGAUCACUGGUGGACGACGAGGAUCUGAUCAUGGUCCUGCAAGAUACUAAGUCUACGGCUCAGGACGUCAGCACGAAGCUGCGCAUCGCGUCCGAGACCGAAAAGAAGAUAAACGGGGCGAGAGAAGAAUAUCGCCCUGUGGCAACUCGAGGAUCCAUCCUAUAUUUCCUCAUCACGGAGAUGUCAGUUGUCAAUUGCAUGUAUCAGACGUCUCUCAGGCAGUUUCUGGUCAUGUUUGAUAUGUCUAUGAACAGGUCAGAGCGAAGCAACUCGCCGAAGAAUCGCAUUUGCAACAUCAUCCGCUUCCUGACGAACCAGGUGUGGAAGAACGCCUGCCGGGGUUUCUACGAGAGGCAUAAAUUCCUCUUCACCCUCCUCUUGGCCAUGAAGAUCGACAUGCAGAGCGGGGACAUCAGUCAUGAUGAGUUCAUGAAGUUCAUCAAAGGAGGUGCUUCCCUGGACCUAAAGACAGUGCAGCCGAAACCCUUCAGGUGGAUCUUGGACAUCACUUGGCUCAACCUGGUGGAACUCUGCAAACUUCCCCAGUUCAUCAACAUCCUGGAACAAAUCACGGAUAACGAGAAGGACUGGAAGAUGUGGUUCGAAAAAGAUAAGCCAGAAGAGGAAGAGCUUCCUUGUGGGUACUCGAAAAUCUUGGAUAUGUUCCGUCAGUUACUACUUAUACGUUCAUGGUGUCCAGACAGAACCAUUUCCCAGGCUCGGAGAUAUAUUCGAAGUUCACUUGGUGAGCAAUAUGCAGACAGUGUCAUCUUAGACCUGGAAAGCACCCUGGAAGAAUCUGACAGUAGAACUCCCCUCGUCUGCCUCUUGUCCCAAGGGGCUGAUCCCACGGCACAAAUCGAAGUUCUGGCAAAAACUAAAGAGAUGGAGAUGAAAUCCAUCUCAAUGGGUCAGGGCCAGGAAUCGCACGCCAGACGACUUCUCUCGGAAUCCAUGACAGCAGGCCGGUGGCUCCUUCUCCAGAACUGCCACCUGAGUCUGGAUUUCUGUCAGGAGAUGCUGGACGCCGUCACCGAUUUCGGGAACGUACACAAAGGCUUCAGACUCUGGAUCACAACAGAGGUUCAUCCACUUUUCCCCAUCGGACUCUUGCAGAUUUCUGUCAAGUUCACUAAUGAACCUCCACAAGGAAUACGAGCGAGUUUGAAGAGAACUUACGCUGAAAUCUCCCAGGACUUACUGGACUACUCAAAUGCUCACCAAUGGCCCCGGCUCUUGUACGCCACAGCGUUCCUUCACACCGUGGUCCUGGAACGCAGAAAAUACGGUUCUCUGGGCUGGAAUAUACCUUAUGAGUUCAAUCAGGCAGAUUUCCAGGCGUCUGUCCAGUUCAUUCAAAACCAUCUUGAUGACAUGGACCCUAAAAAGGGCGUUUCGUGGGUCACGGUUUGUUAUAUGCUGGGUGAGAUCCAGUAUGGUGGAAGGGUUACGGAGGAUUUCGACAAGAGAUUGCUCCUCACUUUCCUGCACGUUUGGUUCAAUGAACGACUGCUCACGUCUGAUUUCAGAUUCUACCAGGGAUAUGGUCUCCCGAUGUGUAAGAGUCAAGCUGAUUAUAUAGAAUUUGUUAAUCUUCUCCCGCCUACUGACUCUCCAGAAGUAUUUGGCCUACAUCCUAAUGCUGACAUCACGUACCAAAUUAACACAGCCAAGGGGAUCCUUGACACAAUCCUGAGCAUGCAGCCCAAGGAGGGAGGAGGCCAGAGGGGAGGGGAGACUCGAGAGGCAGUUGUUUCUCGCUUGGCCAGUGACAUGUUGAUGAAAUUACCUCAUGAGUACAACCAACACGAGAUUCGUGAGUCACUGACCAGAAUGGGGGCUAUUCUUCCGAUGAAUAUCUUUCUCAGACAAGAACUUGAUCGUAUGCUGAAGGUGUUGAAGACUGUUCGACACACGCUCCAAGAUAUGAACCUUGCCAUCGAAGGCACUAUUAUCAUGAGCCCAUCUCUUAAGGACACCUUGGAUGCUAUGUACGAUGCCCGGGUACCAGAAAGGUGGAGAAAGAUCUCAUGGGAAUCAUCAACUCUGGGCUUCUGGUUCACCGAGCUGCUGGAAAGAGACUGUCAGUUCCGGAAGUGGUACCAGCAUGGAAGACCAAAGAGCUUCUGGGUUACGGGCUUCUUCAACCCUCAAGGUUUCCUUACAGCGAUGAGACAGGAAGUGACACGUCAACAUAAGGGGUGGUCCCUGGACUGCGUAAUUCUGCAGAAUCUCGUGACUCGCUUUAAUCGAGAGGACAUUCACGACCCACCACCAGAGGGCGUCUACAUUUAUGGGCUGUUCUUAGAGGGAGCCUCGUGGGACCGGAAGCAAGGGAAACUUGUGGAAUCAAGAGCGAAGGUUCUUUAUGAGCCGAUGCCAGUGAUAUACUUAUACGCAGUGAACACGACAAGUGGGAAGGAUCCGAAUCUGUAUGAAUGUCCUAUAUACAGGAAGCCACAGAGGACAGACGCUACAUACAUCGGUUCCAUAGACUUGGAGACCCUGGAUUACUUGCCCUCUCACUGGACCCUGAGGGGCGUUGCCUUGCUUUGCGACACUAAGUAGAGGAUUCAGUUGAACUCUUCCAGUGGGACAUGGAAACCUGUCUCUUGAGCUUUCUCAUAGUGUAUAAAAAUGCCAUUUUGAACAGAGAGUUAUGUUCUUAGAUGUAAGUUAAUGCUUUUCUAUUUUGUGGAUGCGUAGCCAUUCUUUAAUAAACUAGAUAUGAUGUGGAGUUUUAUUUACAACAGUAACUGUAUGUUAUUAACUAUUGUUUACAAAAAGUAAAUGUUGUUAUUAUGAUUUGCAGAAAAUAUGGACGAUCCUUUUUGGAGAGACCUUCAGGAGAUCCGAUCUCUUAUAGUGGACAAAGGAAGUGGUUUUGUCGUGAUGACAAAUUAUUAAAAUAUUCUGCAGCCUUGUAGAAUAACCGGUAUAAAUGCAACUUGGCUUCCUCAACAAGACUGAAUGGCUAUUCAAGUCCAAACUCCCGAUCUUCACUCUGAGGCCUUUGGUCAAUGCGGAAUGAUGGUUGCUAUUGGCUAUCAAGUUUCCCUUUAAGUGGAGCUACCUCCCUAACUUCUAGAUAAACCAGUAUUGCCGAAGAAUGGGGCCACUGUUGCUUAUAAUGGAUGGACCUGAAACCCUUUUCUUCCUGUCUAAUGCUUCCCACCACUUAGCUAUUCCAUUCAAAUGGUUUCAUCUUAGCCUAUGACUAAAUUGUUCUCGACAAGGUCUUACAGCUGGACCCAAUUGAUGGAGGGUUAUGUGUCCAAUUUGCCCAAGGAAAUCUCAUCUGCCCUUUAGGUAAAGUUUUUCAACUGGAUACAGGUUAUCUUCGUGUCUAGGAGAAAAUGUGGCCUGAUAUCGAUGAAGUUGCUGAAGAACCUCCCAUUUUAAAGAGCCUUUCUAGAAGUAAUA